This is a messenger RNA of Eleginops maclovinus (Patagonian blennie), 6250 nucleotides long. It is a transcript of the gene amigo1, whose product is annotated as adhesion molecule with Ig-like domain 1. Lineage: Eukaryota; Metazoa; Chordata; Actinopteri; Perciformes; Eleginopidae. The transcript is spliced from 2 exons. Gene Ontology annotation, biological process: brain development. Gene Ontology annotation, cellular component: membrane. Gene Ontology annotation, molecular function: protein binding. The coding region runs from base 532 to 2076 and encodes 514 amino acids. The record is from RefSeq and is a predicted model, not a curated record.
GCCACAGGAAGCUUGUGAGCUGCAGACUGCUCAUUAUCUCCAUGGCUGCUGAUGAGAGUCGACAGGAGCCGAACCUGCCCGAAAUGAGCCAUCUCUGUGCAAAGGAAGGAUGUGCGUUCGUGCUCAUGAUAUGUCCAGUUGAUUAACACAGGGUCGCUCAUCGGGUUGUUGUCAGCAGUUAAGAACGUAUUCUCUUUACGUAAUAUUUUUCCCCCCAAUUAUGCACAGGGUAUAUUGAUGCCGCGUGGACCAGGAUUAUUUUGACGAGGAGAUCUCUAGUGCUCUCCCCUCCUCCCCACAUCCGCUGUUGUCCUCAACAGCAGACGCACGGACUCAUUCAGACUGGGAAUAUUUGUCUGGAGCACCGUUGUAAAGAGGCGAGGAGCCGUUUUAAUCAAAUACAACAUCUCUCCAUCAUAGGUUGAAGCCUUCAGUCAGCAAAUGCCCAGGAAUCGUCCAACUGCUCCUCCCUGUUGUUCUCUGAGAAUGGGAUCGUAGUAAACCUCUCUGGGAUUUAAAUAAACCGCUAGCAUGUUGCAGCCUUCCACCAGAACAGGUGACUGCCUGUUGGAAACAUUACCUCAUUGGAGAAAGCGUCAAAGCUGGGUCCUCUCCUUGACUCUUUGCAUGGCUCUCCUCUGGCUUCCAGGGGCAACGGCAUCAACCCUUAACUGCCACAAGACAUGCAUCUGCGCCUCAAACAUAGUGAGCUGCUCUAAGAUGAAUCUGACUUACGUCCCGACAAGUAUACCACUCUACACUGUUGUGCUGGAUAUCAGCUACAAUGAGAUAGAACGGCUGCGAUCUGACUGGACCCCGAUCAAACUCCCGAAGCUCCAUAACCUCCUCCUCAGCCAUAAUGGUCUCAACUUCCUUUCUUCAGAGGCUUUCAUAAAUGUGAAGCAACUACGUUACUUGGACCUGUCCUCUAACAACCUGGAACUGCUGGAUGAGUUCAUCUUUGAGCCUUUGGUCAACCUGGAGGUCCUCUUGCUGUACAAUAACCACAUUUCCCAGAUUAACCGCGCAGCCUUUAUCAGCAUGAUCAAACUUCAGAAGCUCUACCUUAGCCAGAACCAAAUCUCCCGUUUUCCAGCGGAGCUGGUAAAAGAAAAGUCCCGCCUAGAGAACCUUAGUCUGCUGGAUGUGUCCUCCAACAAAAUCAAGAUAUUACCCAUUGAAGAGCUCCAGGAACUGCCUGCCUGGAUUAAAAAUGGCCUCUACUUUCACAAUAACCCUCUGCUGUGUCACUGUGAUCUCUACACACUCCUCGCCCAUUGGUACAUUCGAAAGCUCAACUCUGCAGUGGACUUUAAAGAGGAAUACACGUGUAUUCUGCCUGGCCCUCAAAAAAUCAAAGUGGGUGUUUUUGAACUCAGCGGUGAUCACAUGAACUGCAGCACAUUCAAGGAGGCGGAUGAAGAAGCAUUUCUGGAGCAGAGGCUGAUCCUUGGCUGUGAUACCAAACACAAGAACAUGGUAAAGACCUGGAUUAUGCCUGGUAAUGUCGUGGUAAAGCCUGGAAGCAACCAAACUGCCAAAGUGGUGCAAGAUGGAAAGUUGCAGAUUAAUCCGGUGAGGAACGAGGACUCUGGGACUUACACUUGCUUUGCGACAAGCGCUGCCUUCAAUGAAACAAUCUACGUGGUGCUGAAGGUCCACAACUUUACCAUGAACGGGAUUGGGGACUCCCUGAACACAGCUUACACAACCUUAGUGGGCUGUCUGGCCAGUGUGGUGCUGGUGCUUAUGUAUCUUUACCUGACGCCGUGUCGCUGCUUCUGCUGCCCCAAUAAAGGAAAGACGCGGGGUGAGGACAGCAUCCACUCGUCCAUGCUCAGUGUGACACCGACCCAUGACGACCCAGCGCUGAAGGCCGAUCUAAACAGGCAUGUGGCAUUCAUAGACUCCAAGGACUUGCAGGGCCAGAACGGCAAGCUAAACCCCAAUGGGGAUGGGGAUGAUGAUGAGGAUGAUAUGGAUGCAGAGGCUGGUUCUCUUAUGAAGGGGAAGAGGAAGAAGUCAGUAGCAGAGUCCAUAAGCUCCGUCUUCUCAGACACUCCAAUGGUGGUCUGAGGUGUUACCGGCAAUGACGAUGGAUGCUACGACUGGGGGUAUAUGGUACAACAUUAGCCAUGUUUUAGUUAAUAUAGACAGUAACUGUGACUUUGGCAGAGAAAACAAAGAAGGCUUUUCAUCUGUAGUUGCUGGCAAGUGGAAAUAAGGAUUUUAAAGGGAGUUUUUAAAAAAAAACUGUCCUGUUGUCAAGAAGUACAAGAAGCAGGACUUUUCCAGCAUUUUAAUCUGUAGCACCUAAUAUUCAUACUGUGAAGGAAUGGCAGUGUACAUGGAGAUUGGAAACUAAUGAAGUCUUAUGAGAGUGAAAUGUAGGUGAUAUAUUGUCAAUAUAAGCACUCAGGAAGUGAUCCAUUAAACUGCGUGUGGAAAAUACAUGUGAUACAAUGCAAAGGUUGAAAGUGGACCCAUUGCUGGCUCAUACUUAUUAUUAUUACAAAGACUAGAAUAGAUUGCAUCUUACCUAAACAUUAGAGCAUAGACCUCUGUUUACCACUCUUCUAUUAACACAGGGACAGAGACUCAGAUAGGGCACCGUCACAAGGCUGUGAGUACAUCUAUCUUUAAACUUGAGUCAUCUAUAGAGGAACUGCAUGCCAUAACCCCACAUUACAGGUCCCUAACCAAUCUGUAUGUGGGUAAAUAAAAUGUGCAUUCAUUGGAAGUUUAGUCAUUUGUAUUAAAAAAAAGUAGUAGCACAAACAUUAAAUCAAGCAGGUAAUUUCCACUGUACUUCAUAGCUGAUACCUGCAAUGUACUAAGAUAUACUUUGUCAGGCUAAUCUUUAUGCUUUAUUUUGAUCUGAUGUAUAGUCUUUUGUGUAGCGAUGUAGGGGAAAGCAAUUUAGAGGGAUUAAUUGACAUAGAGUAUAGUAUACACCAGUGGUGUAAAGUAACUAAGUAUAUUUAGUCAAGUACUGUACUUAAGUACAAUUCUGAGGCACUUGUGCUUUACUUGAGUAUUUCCAUUUUAGGUUACUUUGUACUUCUACCCCACUACAAUUCAGAGGUAAAUAUUGGACUUUUAUUCCACUUCAUUUACGUCGUAUACCUUUAGUUACUUUUCAGAUUUGGAUAAGGAAAUCAAAUAUGAUCAACACUUAAAUAAGACUUUAAUAACACCUACAUUAAAUUCACCACCUACCCAGCAGUAAAUCAAAUAAUUAAAAUGUGUUCCACCUUUACAAGCUUGUGAGUUUACCACCACAGGUAUAAACUAGUUAGCCAGCUCGAGGCAGCUCACUGCUUAUGAGAAAAUUGUGCAUCAAAUGAGUUUUCCUAACAAAACAAAAACCUUACAGAAUUAAAUACGCCUAAGGCAGACACUCAAGCCAAAACGCUUCUUGGUUAAAUUUGAUUUUUAUUCUGAAUGUAAAAUAUGCACCUUAUUCAAAACCCUGAAUAUUAUAAUGUACAUUGCUUAAAAAAUAAAUUAGGAAAACACUUUAAGUAUUCAUAUCAUAAAUUAUGUAGUAGAUUUAAAUAUUGAAUUUAGCAUUUUGCAUAGCUGCAAGAUUACAAAUGUUUUUGUCCCGUGGUAGGUAGAACAAUCUGUAUGUGGUAUUAACAGGUAAAGAUGCCAAAUAAUAAAACCCUCAGAGUACAGGAUACUUUGAGUAAUUCAGAUGCUACACGAGAGAGAUUAUUUUGAGUUUCAAGUUACUGACAACAAACUCUUGUAAAACAGAAGGCACAUGUUCCUUCAGAAAAUAACUUAUAAAAAUAACUGAAUUUAUAGUAAAGCGCAUUUUCUAAGCAAGACACCUUGUAUGCUAUGCAUAUUACAUUAACUAGGUUUUAAACAGGCAACAAGAAAGUGGGAUUAAACUGUGCAGUGUUUGUGUCGUAAUACAGUGCUGGCCCGGCGUAAAUGCUAAUUGCAUCUUUUGAUGGGAUGCGGCUUCCCAUGUCUUUGUCUCUGUGAGCAGGAGGGGAUAGGUGUGUUAUCAUGAGUCACAGCAACACAAAGCCAUUCUCUGUGGCUCCCUGUUCACUGACAGCCUCGAUUCAGCUCAGAAUGUGUUAGCUUCGUUUGUGUACCUUUUGUGUGUUUGUCAUUACAAGGCUGCCCUCGCUGAAGUUCAAAAGCAAUCAUUUAAACAGGCAGUGAAUGGGAUGCCCUUUAAGUAGUCUCUAAUUUGGUUACGAGGCAAACGCCUGGAGCUUUUAUUAAACAUGUUGUCCACCACUGACUCUUAUGAUUGGAAAAAUAUAAUAUUAGAACUUGGAAAUAAUAGUGUUUGAAUUUAUUUCUGUGUGCGGUUUAGUUUCCCACUCUAACACUACAGCACAAAUAAGAACAGAUUGGUAUGUUAAUUCACAUACAUAUUGCAAAUAAAUGUCAGAAUAGCUCUCAAAUGGUAAAAUUCACAAGCGGAAUACGUUUUUACGCAAAAUUGAUGUUAUAUUCACGGUUGCAGUGUGCAACUCAGGAUCUGCUGUGAGUGGGUGAGAAAAGGAAGUCACACUUAUCAUAGAGGUGGUGCGUGAAUCAUGCCACUCUCGCACACCAGGUGGAAAAACAUCAAAUAUACCACAAGACGCAUUAAAAUAAAGCCACAUUUAGCCCUUCUGCUGGCAGGCUGAAAUUGGCAAAGAAUCUCGCUCGCUUUUAGGGAUCGAACACCUGAGUAUUUCCCUCUAUAGUUAAAGUGUUCUGUCCCUUCUUUCUCAUCAUGGGCUCAGUAUAAAACAUCUUGGAAUUCAAACCAUGGCCACUCAAAGCUGCAUGAGGAUCUACUAGAUGGCAGUCACAUUAUCUCAAAUGAGACACUAAAAUGAUGCAGAGAUGGCUGUUGAAGAGCCCACAUUGAGCUGGCAGACCAUUAAAGAAAAAUGUGUUUGCCCAGCAAAAAAACAAUGUCAAUUGAGUUAAAUCUGCUGUAGUCAAUGUCACUUACACUGCAAGUUGCAUGUGUGUACAAAGAAAACUAAGUGCUAUUGGUAAGGUCGUAACAUAGAGGAAACGAGUGGCUUUGUUCUCUCCAAAGCAAAUCUGCCUCCCUAUAUAUAUCUAUAUAUACAGUAUAUAUAUGUAUUAAGACUCAUUUUUCUGUGUUCAGUAUUAGUUAGUUGUGUACUGCUAUGUUCUACCGGUAUACUGACUGUGUUCUUGUAUAUUCUAAUGUUGUUGAUCAUUUAGCAUUACGUCCGCUGCUGUUAAUUGUUUCAACAUUCAAGUCUGGACCAUAAAUGUUCUUUUUUAAGCGGGGUGGGUUUUCAUUUUUUUAAUGACAUAGGAUGUAUUUUACACUUAACUCUGCUUAACAAUAUAGUUAAACAGAAAAUAUAUAUUGAACAUGUAUCAAAAACUAUAAGAGGAGGGCCAGUUUUGAAUUUGUUGAUAUCUCCAAAUGGGCAGUGAGUAUGUAGCCACCAGUUAUUUUCAGUCAGCAUCAAAAAGCCAUAAGGUAUUCAAAGAGAACGCAGAGCUUUAUCAGAUUGGUGGCUGUGUCAGGUGAUGUAAAGAGUUGUAGGGUUAGUUAUCAAUGGGGUACUUUCCAACCAUUACAGCAACAACUGUAGAGGCAAAACAUAUUUUUUAUAAAAGCCACCAAUGUAGAGAAAAAUCAAGAGACCCAUUCAAAUACACCAAUGAAUUCUUCAAAUACAAUGGGUUCUGAAUGGAUAUGAAGACAUAGGGCAAAGAAAUCUUCUCAGGACCGUUUCAGUUUCUAAUGUAUUGUGAUGCAUGAAUGUUUUCACAUUUGCAGCAUCAGUAGAACAACAUCUUCAGAUCUCUACAGUUCACAGGCCCUUUGCAUUAACUGUUCGCUAAAUGAUCACUUAUCAUAAAUUAGAGAAUUAGAAAAAGGAGUGGUCUCUGCCCGAAAAACAUCUAUCUCUGUUCUUCUGAUUAUGUAGUAGCAAUUACGGAAACAUCCUUGAAGUUGUGAAGUUAAAUCGUGUGCUGCCUUAACAGCGUGCAACUACAACAGUCCACAGGAAAUGGAUGGAGCUUUUAAACGCAUUAAAAGCACUGAGUUGUUGACCACUGCUUCAAAAGACAAGCUGGUGGGCCACUGCCCUAAUAUCAGAAAGGUCUCACAGCUAUAGUGGAACGGCUUUGCAUGGUUUGCUUAAGAUCUUCUCUGAAUGCAGGAUAGGUGCAACCUAGAAGGCAUUAAAGAUAAAGAAUACUGAUCAUUUGACCUAAUAAAAAGAUCUACACUUUU